CAACAAAGACAAAAAAAAUUAGUUAAAAUUAGAAAUUCUUGGACGUAUAAAAAAGUCAAUAGUGAAAAUGUCCUACAGUAUAAGCGAUAGUUUUAAAUUAAUAUUUAAUCAAUUGAAAAGUAAUACCCAGAUUGCUUGUUUUUCUCAACAAUUUGAAUUUAUAGAAUUAUUAGAAACUCUAAAUGCAACCGAAAGGUAUUUGUUGGCUGCGUCCUUUUGCAAGCUUCCUUGGGAUGUAGGCAGUGUGCAUGUGUUGGCUGCGCUUCAAAAAGUAAGAAUACUAACAGCAACAGAAUUUAUUUCAAGACGUAUGUAUACAAAUCAGAAUAUCCACUUAAUACUAAAUGAUUUCUUGGAGCAAGAAUAUGAAUUAAUAACGAAUUUAAUAAUUAACGCGAGUUUUCAAUCAUAUCCGGAGAUUAAGGAACUUUUGGAGGAAUGUUUGGAGUAUUUAUUUAAAGACUUGCUAAGCCAACCAGAAUUUAAUAAUUUAAAUUACCUCUCAUGCCUCAAAACACAAUUGCCCGUUGAGAUUCUAUUGGGAGCCAUUCAAACACAUAUUGCUGUCAUAUUAAAAUUACAUCAGGCAGACGUUAGGACGAGUUUUUCCAAAUUUUCCGCUUGGAUAAAUGAGGGUGUGAACGACUUAAAGUUCCCCAAGGAUUUGUAUGAGAAAUUAAUAUUUGAUUAUUUAGAGGAAUCUUUAAAUUAUUUACUGAAAUUAUCCAAUGAAGAAAAUUUUAAAGGCUGGAAAUUUUUCCUCAUCAUUUUGCAAACUCUAAGCAGUAGUAAUAAUAAAAUAACUGGCCCUUUCAUGCAAAAGUAUUUAAAAUCACGUAUAAAACAAAGCGCUUCCAUAAACAAUAAAGAGGCUGUAAUGCAUUUGCUGUUAACAGCCAGAGCAUUUACAGCGACUGAUAUGGAUAUAAACAAGAAUUUGAAUAGUUAUGCGGAUUGGUACAAAGCAAAUAUUGGUGAAAUGAAGUAUUAUCUAAAAACUGAAGAAUUUCAAACUAUUUUACAUUUGCUACAGGAAUGCAUCGAUUAUGAAAUGGAGGAAGAUUACUUAGAAAUUCAUUCCACCAUCGUAAUUUCACCUCCCGUGCUGUGCAGCAAGUUAGUGCAUGCUUAUAAAAAUAAAUGCAAACAGAGACUAAAACAAAUUAAGGACGGUCUUCAGAAUGUGGAUAUUAAUGAAAGUAUUGUUAUAGAAAUUAGUAACUAA
This is a messenger RNA of Glossina fuscipes, 1225 nucleotides long. RefSeq lists its product as uncharacterized. The record is from RefSeq and is a predicted model, not a curated record. The transcript has 9 exons. NCBI's taxonomy places the organism in Eukaryota, Metazoa, Arthropoda, Insecta, Diptera, Glossinidae. The coding region runs from base 68 to 1225 and encodes 385 amino acids.